CUGGCCGGAGCGCGUCCGCCUGCUGGACUUAGGCACCGCCGGCCGCCUGGGCACGGGACUGGGCGAGGGCACUGACCUCGGCCUAGAAGGCCUGGGAUCCCGGAGCCGCCCGCGCCCACGGGUGCUUGCGAGUCGCACGCCGUCCCCGAACCCCUGCUGCUCACCGCUCCUCGGCGGGGCGAGGCCAGGUGCCCCCCUUCUUCGCUCCCUCCCCACCCGUGCCCGCGGGAAAGCUUGCCUACCCGCCCCCUCCCGCAGGGGUGUAGCCGGCUGCGGAGCUGACAGCGACCCUGCAGCCACCCUGCCCAAACUCUCCGGAAGCGGCCCAAGUAGACUAGUGCUCAGGCCGCCACAGUCCCUGAGGACCUACGGUUGGACCGGAGGCGCGGGCUCGGUUCCCGCGUCCAAACUUGGAGCACUUGACCUUUGGCUGUCGGAGGAGGCAGGCCCGCGGGUGGUUGGACAGCUGCGGCGCCGGGAGGGCAUCUUGCCCAGAGUUCCGGGAUCGUCGGCUGCACUCCCGGGCUCCUGGCUUUGCCUCAGGGAUCCCGAGGUGUCCACAUCAGGCGCAUGUUGACUGAGACCUGGAGUCAUGGAUGUGUGCGCCCGUCUUGCCCUGUGGCUCCUUUGGGGGCUUCUCUUGCAUCAGGGCCAGAGCUUCAGCCAUAGCCACAGUGAGAAGGCAACAGGAACCGGCUCAGGGGCCAGUUCUGAGGAGUCCACCGCAGCAGAGUUUUGCCGGAUUGACAAGCCCCUCUGCGACAGUGAGGAUGAGAAGCUCAGCUUUGAGGCUGUCCGUAGCAUCCACAAACUGAUGGACGAUGAUGCCAAUGGUGAUGUGGAUGUGGAGGAAAGUGAUGAGUUCCUGAGGGAAGACCUCAAUUACCAUGACCCAACGGUGAAACAUAGCACGUUCCACGGCGAGGAUAAACUCAUCAGUGUGGAGGACCUCUGGAAGGCAUGGAAGUCUUCAGAAGUGUAUAACUGGACCGUGGAAGAGGUGGUGCAGUGGUUGAUCACAUAUGUGGAGCUGCCUCAGUAUGAGGAAACCUUCCGGAAGCUGCAACUCGGUGGCCAUGCUAUGCCGAGGCUAGCUGUAACCAAUACCACCAUGACAGGGACCGUUCUGAAGAUGACAGACCGGAGCCAUCGGCAGAAGCUUCAGCUGAAGGCCCUGGACACAGUGCUUUUUGGGCCUCCUCUCUUGACCCGCCACAGUCACCUCAAAGACUUCAUGUUGGUGGUGUCUAUUGUUAUUGGUGUGGGCGGCUGCUGGUUUGCCUAUAUCCAGAACCGUUACUCCAAGGAGCACAUGAAGAAGAUGAUGAAGGAUCUGGAGGGAUUACACCGAGCUGAGCAGAGUCUGCAUGACCUUCAGGAAAGGCUGCACAAGGCCCAGGAGGAACACCGCACGGUGGAGGUGGAGAAGGUACAUCUGGAAAAGAAGCUGCGUGAUGAGAUCAACCUUGCCAAGCAGGAAGCCCAGCGGCUGAAGGAGCUGAGGGAGGGCACUGAGAAUGAGCGGAGCCGCCAAAAAUAUGCUGAGGAGGAGUUGGAGCAGGUUCGGGAGGCCUUGAGGAAAGCGGAGAAGGAACUGGAGUCGCACAGCUCAUGGUAUGCUCCAGAAGCCCUUCAGAAGUGGCUGCAGCUGACACAUGAGGUAGAGGUGCAGUACUACAACAUCAAGAAGCAAAAUGCCGAGAAGCAGCUGCUGGUGGCCAAGGAGGGGGCUGAGAAGAUAAAAAAGAAGAGAAACACUCUCUUUGGCACCUUCCACGUUGCCCACAGCUCUUCCCUGGAUGACGUGGAUCAUAAAAUCCUAACAGCUAAGCAAGCACUGAGUGAGGUGACAGCAGCACUGCGAGAGCGCCUGCACCGCUGGCAACAGAUCGAGAUCCUCUGUGGCUUUCAGAUUGUCAAUAACCCUGGCAUCCACUCACUGGUGGCUGCCCUCAACAUAGACCCCAGCUGGAUGGGCAGCACCCGCCCCAACCCUGCCCACUUCAUCAUGACUGACGACGUGGAUGAUAUGGAUGAGGAGAUUGUGUCACCCUUGUCCAUUCAGUAUGCUGCCUGGCUGAUGGGGCGUAGGUUCAGUGACCGCUCUCUCUGCUCUGCAUCCGCCGGCUCGGAUGAUCAGUCCCUCUGGAAAUACCCGGCCCCCAGCCUGCAGAGCAGUGUCCGGCAGCGCCUGACGGAACCACAACAUGGCCUAGGAUCUCAGAGGGAUUUGACCCAUUCCGAUUCGGAGUCCUCCCUCCAUAUGAGUGACCGCCAGCGAGUGGCCCCCAAGCCUCCUCAGAUGGUCCGUGCUGCAGAUGAGGCUAUCAGUACCAUGACUUCCAAUGGCAGCCACCGGCCGAUUGAGGGGGUCCACCCAGGGUCUCUGUUGGAGAAACUGCCUGACAGCCCUGCCCUGGCCAAGGCACUACUGGUGCCGAACCAUGGGCUGGAUAAGGCCCACAGCCUGAUGGAGCUAAGCCCCUCAGCCCCACCUAGUGGCUCACCACGUUUGGAUUCUUCCCGUUCUCACAGCCCUAGUCCCCUAGACCCAGACAUGCUGUCUUCAGUUGGGGACACCCGAGCCCUGCAAGCCAGCCGAAAUACACGCAUUCCCCACCUAGCUGGCAAGAAGGCUGUGGCUGAGGAGGAUAACGGCUCCAUUGGCGAGGAGACAGACUCCAGCCCAGGCCGGAAGAAGUUUCCCCUCAAAAUCUUUAAGAAGCCUCUUAAGAAGUAGGCAGGAUUGGGGUGGUAGUGGUGGGACAGCUUGUCCUUUUCUGGAUCUUCUGCCUCUCCAUCCCCUACCCCCAAGAUACCAAGGCCCUAGAGUGGGGCAUGGGAGGGGCUGGCCCAGGGGCCUGGGCACUGUACAUACCCACUCCCCUUGUCCUUGGGUCCUUCAACAUUAUUUAUUAACUGACCACCAUGGCCUGCCUGCCCUGACUUCCUUCCACCCAUGGGCUGCUGCUGUCACUCCCUCUCCACUUCAGUGCAUGUCUUAGUUGCUCUCCCCUCCACCUCCUCAGCUCUCAGCUCCACCUCUGGGGUCCAGCUUUUGCCUCUGCUGUCCCAGUUUUGAGGUUUGGUUUCUUGUUUCUCUCUGUCUUCUGCUUCCAGGCCCCUCCCCUCCUCUACUCCUCAACUUCCCCUAGCAGCUUUGGGGAAGAUAGGUGGAGUAACUUCUGACGCUUGUGUCUCAGAUCAGUCCCACCCCACCACGGUGGUUCUUUUUGCCCCAGACUGGGGCUAGGACUUAGGGCCUAAUCUUUGGGGUUUGUUCUUUGGGAGUGUGGUGGACCUGAAGGAACCUCUGCCUGGAGCUCCCUCAGGUCUCCAAAGAUCCAUGGGGAAGUGAAGCCAACUCCAGGGAACAAGCCACCAAAGACUUUUGAAGAGAGGCCAGGCUAGAGAAUGGAUAGGGAGAGACCUCUCUUAGUUGGAGGAUGAGUAGAUGCCAGACCUGUGUGCUACAAGGCAGUCACCUUUCUUUCACCCACACCUGCCACCCUCUUCCCCCUGCUUACUCACACUGCAAGAGGGUUUGUCUCUAAGAGGUGCUGCCCUAAUGCUCCCCAAGCACCAAUACUCCUGGGGCUCAGGACAAUUGGCUGCCUGGCCAUGGGAGCCACAGCCAUGACAUAGGGCUCCAGUGGGGCCCUGUAGCUUUUGGGCAAUGAUGCUGUUGCAUUUGAACCAAAACAGUUUAAAAGUGAAAAAAGAAAUCUGAAUUUCCCAAGUGCCUGCACCACAUACUCCCCUUGUCAGAUCCCAUUUUCAUGUUUCUGCAUAGCCUGGGCCAGAGGCUCCAAAAGGAGACAAGCAGUUUGGGGAAGGGUUGGCUAAGGAAGAUGGUGUUGGUGAAGGUGGCUGUGUGACCACUCCCCUCUCCCUUCCCAGCCUCUAGACAACCCCCUCCCUUACCUGUUUUUGCUAUGGCUGUAAAGGUAUUUUCCUUCUGCCCCACUCCAUGUCAUGCCCCUACCCUGGGAUCCUAUUUGGGGCCUGGGAUGGGGGUACCUGGGGCUGGUCUUAGGAGGGUGCUAGGUUGCAAACUGCCUUGUACCCUCUGGACCCUCUCAUGUGGGUUUUUCUGUGCCAUUUCAUAAGACUCUUUGAAGUCCAAUAAAGCAUGUAGGAGAUUUUAA
This is a messenger RNA of Loxodonta africana (African savanna elephant), 4148 nucleotides long. RefSeq names its product stromal interaction molecule 1 (gene STIM1). Gene Ontology annotation, molecular function: protein binding; calcium channel regulator activity; calcium ion binding. Bases 593 to 2740 code for a protein of 715 amino acids. The transcript has 13 exons. Gene Ontology annotation, cellular component: endoplasmic reticulum; plasma membrane. Gene Ontology annotation, biological process: store-operated calcium entry; activation of store-operated calcium channel activity; intracellular calcium ion homeostasis. The record is from RefSeq and is a predicted model, not a curated record. Lineage: Eukaryota; Metazoa; Chordata; Mammalia; Proboscidea; Elephantidae.